Penicillium cataractarum is the source of this 1095-nucleotide messenger RNA. Its product is annotated as lipase family alpha/beta hydrolase. The record is from RefSeq and is a predicted model, not a curated record. Lineage: Eukaryota; Fungi; Ascomycota; Eurotiomycetes; Eurotiales; Aspergillaceae. The coding region runs from base 1 to 1095 and encodes 364 amino acids. The transcript is spliced from 6 exons.
AUGACUGAAUCCACAAGCUCUACCGGGCCUAUCAGAGAAGGUCUUGGGGAUGUUCUCUUCGAUCCAAAGGAAAAUGGUAAAGUAGAUAUUGUCUUCGUUCAUGGCCUUUCUGGAGAUAGAGUCGACACAUGGACAUACAAACAAGAUGACAUCUCCCAGUUCUGGCCCAAGACUCUCCUACCCACGGAUUGUCCCACGGCACGAAUUGUGUCCUUUGGAUAUAACUCGGACUUUGCAUAUUUCUUCCCACCCGAUAAUGCGAAGGGCAUUUCGACUGACUUGACAAUCGAUAACUACUCGUCAUCUUUACUGCAUGCUCUAGUCGGGUUGCGAGGCAAGACCAACACAACCGAUCGUCCCAUCAUCUUCGUCGCACACAGCUUAGGCGGCCUCGUCGUAGCCAAUGCCCUCUCCCGACCACACGGCACCGACGAAGCCGCCAAAGAAAUCGCCGACAGAACCAUUGGAACCCUCUUCCUUGGAACCCCAUUCCACGGCUCCGCUAAAGCGAAAUAUGGUCGUUUCGCCGCAGACAUAUUGUCCUACUUCAAAACCACAGCUAGUCAAAACAUCCACGAUCUUGAAGAAAGUUCCGCCAAGCUGAUAAGUAUCAACAACACUUUUGCAAAGUUUCUGAAAGAGCGGGAUCGUUCGCGAACCAAGCCCUUCCUCGAAGUGGCCUGUUUCUUUGAAGACGAGUCGUUGUAUAGAGGCCGGAUCAAGAUUGGGAAGAUUGUGACCAAGGAGUCUGCGAGCUGGCUGGGCGUUGAUGCUCUCUCAAUCUCGAAGGAUCAUAUUGCCAUGUGCAAAUUUCGUGAUGAGGAUAGUGCGGAUUAUAAGAAUGUUGUGGGGAAGUUGUGUCAGUGGAUUAAGGAAAUGGAUAAGGCUCAGAGUUUGACCAGUGGAGGGGUUAGGGGAUUGGAUGCACAGAGCAUUGUUAUAACUCAAGGCAAUGUCGACAAUCGCGGUAUUACAAACCAUGGGGGCACUGUUCUGGGUAAUGUUAGUGGUACCGCCAAGGAUGCUAACAAGAUUAUGGGAUCUGUUACUUAUAAUGGUAUCAGACCUGGAGUACCUGGGGAACCAAUUAUUUAA